Molecule: messenger RNA, 4092 nt
Organism: Diplodia corticola
Lineage: Eukaryota; Fungi; Ascomycota; Dothideomycetes; Botryosphaeriales; Botryosphaeriaceae
Product: transcription factor jumonji aspartyl beta-hydroxylase
Exons: 2
Coding region: 1-4092 (1363 amino acids)
Source: RefSeq, a predicted model, not a curated record
AUGCCCGCCCAACGCCCGCGCGCCUCGUUCGAGCCCAUCCCUCCGGACUUUGAUGUCCAGGCUCUUGUCGAAAACACCGAAAACUUCCAGUAUGUCGACCGAAUCUCGGUCGACAUGAUCCAGCAGCAUGGCGUGGAACAAUUCGAGAAGCUUGUUUUGCUUCACGUCGUGAUAGGUGGAAAACCGCUCGUCGUCGAUGGCUUCGAAGAUCUCUUGGAUCCAUGGACCUUCACCCCGGAAUGGCUUGCUGCGAAUUGUGGCGACAAGGUCGAGCAUGCGCGCAACCUGACCGCCAAGGAAAACAUAGACCUCACCAUUGGUCACUACCUCAAGAACAUGGGUUUGCUCACCAAUCAAUACUUCGAGAAGCCUGACAACUACAAGGACAAGAAUCGGCAGAGAAUCUAUCUCAAGGACAUUGACUGCCCACAAGUCUGGCACGAUAAGCUAAAAGACCAAAUCCCGAGCGGUCUCUUCUACUUGAACGAGAGCACUGGCGAGAUCGGCGGGCCAGGGUCUGUGGACGAACCCACCCCAAAUGCUCCGGGGGGCCGGAAGAAGGGUCGCGGAAUUGCCCGCGCGGGCGAUCUGAUGAGCAGUCUCCCCCCGGAAAUGAGAGCGGAAAACAUGAUGUGCUACAUUGGUCAUGAGGGAACAUACACGCCAUCGCACAGAGAAAUGUGCGCUUCAUUGGGGCAAAAUAUCAUGGUCCACGCAUCCGCAACAGUUGGGGAGGAUGGAAAACCCGAAAAACCCGGCUCCUCCAUCUGGUUCAUGACCGAGACAAAGGACCGACACAUGGUUUCUGAGUAUUGGCUCUCUGUCCUCGGCCACGACAUCGAGGUCGAGAAUCAUUUUGCCCAGGUCGCCGCCUGGAAGAGAGCCCCGUUCCAGAAGUACGUCGUAGAACAGCGCCCAGGCGAUUUCAUCUUGAUUCCCCCCAUGGCCCCGCACCAGGUCUGGAAUCGCGGCACAAGAACAAUAAAAGCUGCUUGGAACAGGACCACGGUGGAAACCUUGGAGAUGGCUUUCGAGGAAGCGCUCCCCAAUGCUCGAAUGGUGUGCAGGGACGAGCAGUAUAAAAACAAAGCCAUCGUCUACUACACCUUGCUCAAGUACUCAACUCUCCUGAAGCAGGCCAAGAUGCAAAGCGAAGCCAGCGCUGAACAGGCAGCUCGCCUCCGAUCCAGCUCCAAGGUCCGCCAGGUUCAAAAGGACUUCAAGCGUUUGUUCGAACUCUAUAAGAGCAUCAUCCUCUCCGAAAUGUUUUCUUCAGACUUGCCCAAGGAACAUCCCGAAUUCAUGCCCUUCGAGUCUUACGUCACUUGUGCUUACUGCAGGUGCAACAUCUUCAAUCGGUUUUUGACCUGCAAGGCCUGUGUUUAUGCACUGGGCACUGAAGCCGAGGAGCCCUACGAUAUUUGCAUGGACUGCUACGCAAUGGGGCGUAGUUGUGCAUGCAUCUCGGGAAUGAGCUGGGUCGAACAGUGGCGAUGGAAAGACCUGUUGUACAAGUAUGAAGAAUGGCGCAAGCAGUUCAUCGACAUUGACAAUGGUCGCCUACACGAGAAGACGCCCAUGCCCCUUCAGGAAGAGAAGAGAAGUCUACAGAAAAAGGCUCUCGCCCAGAUAUGCCAGGAGCAGCUUAAAGCCAGACCUUUCAAAGACUACAAAAACCCCAAGGGAACUGAGGAAGAGGAGAAGUCUGAUGAAGAAAUAAUUGUCAACGACGACGGGACUGUACGCCGGACGGCCAAGAAAAGAUCGAAAGCUUGGCUUGCCAGUCAUGCGUCUUGCCAUACCUGCAUUCACAAACAUCCCAAGUGGAAGAUGGCAAAAUGCACAACUUGCGACUUAUGGUUUUGUUACGGCUCACUCUUCCGAGCACACGACCUCAUGCCACAAACAAUCAUGGAGAACCCAAGAUGGCAAUGUCCCCAUUGCCGCCGCGUUUGUAAUACUGGUGCUUGUCGACGAGACCUCCGUCAACGACCAUACGAACCAAAGGGAACUCUAUUGGGCCACGACACCAGGAAGGUGGCCGAUGCGCGGAGCGUCGAGGCGUUGGUCGACUUCAGCGUGUCGAAUCUCAACUGGCUAAGGGAUGAAGAUGCGGGGCCUGCGGAAUCCGCAAGGCUGCGGAGGCGUCGCGAGGAAGCAGAAAGGGCAAAGCAAGUCAAUCCUGCCGAGGAUGACAGAUUCGAUGGCGAGGAAGAUGGUGGCCGCGACCCCCUAACUCAGAUCGAAUACUCACCUGCAGGCGAAGAAGAGAGUUUCCUAGAUCCCGCGCUCCGUUCCAACGAUGUAGCUCUACCUGGCCCGUCGGCAAUGCGGGACGGCGCAAGGUCACGCAGCCAAGAUGACUCGCUGUUUGUUGCUCGGGAUGAGGCGAACGGCAGCGUGACUGCGCCGUACCUCGAUGAAAUGGACGCGGACGACGGUUCCUUGUACCCUGAAUUGGAUGGUGGAGAAAGCAGUGUCCAGGUCUUUCGAAGUGCUACGAAGAGGGGCAUUGACGACACUGACGACCAGAUUAAGCUUGUGGCCAAGAGACAGAAGACGUCAGACAAGUCUAAAAUGCAGGCGAAGAGUGAUGCCACCCGGCAAUUCUUGAAAAAGAAAGAGAAGAACCAACUCGACCAGGCAAGAAAGGAUAAUAGGUACAUCCAAGUGUGGGGCGCUAUGAGGGGACGUAGCGUCAUCGCAAAGCUUCACCUUCCGAGUGAGAAGCUUGCCGAGUUCAGACGACAAGAUCUGGAGAAGCGCAAACGAGCGCAGCUCAGCUUGCACCCCGAUGCUCGAGAUUCAGCCUUGCGUAACGUGGCCAUCAUCCAGUCGGAUGUCGCCGGGCCUAAAACACCCGCCGCUGCGGACGGUGCCAUGAAAAAGUCCAACAAGGCAAGGAUAGCGCUUGAGGACGACGACGAUUUCGAUCUCAAAAAGGGCGAGGGCAAGAGGAGAGGGCACGUUAAGUUAAGAUAUGAGGAGAUUGACGUCGAUUCGAGUGGGAGUGAAGGAGCCGAUGGGGACGAAGAAUACCACGCCCCUCGCCAACGCCGAAGACGCAAGAACAGCGACGAUUUGGUAGAGCUGCCGGAAGAUUGGAAAGACGGGAAGGUCAAGCCCAAGAAGCGCCAGUCCAUGCCGGUCCGCACAAAUGGCGCCCAGAUACGACCUCUUGGGUCAAGACCAGCCCGUGCGUCGACUGGAGACAUCGAGGUCAUCUCCGACGACCACGAUUCCGAUCCUAGUGAUGAAGGUCAAGCCCAUAAGCAACCCCAACCGAUACCGCCGACGAAUAACGAGCAAACUACCAACCAAGUCGACAAACAGGCCGAAGAACAGAUGGAACACGAGAACGCCGAAGCAGAGGCCCGCCGCGCUCUAGAGGAAGAGGACAAUCGUCUGGCCAAACUUCAAGCUGCACGCUGGGCACGAGGCGAAGGUAAAGAUCAAGACGACGAAGACGUGGAGAACAAAAAUCUCGGCCAGCAAUUCGACGGCGCCAGCGAUCCUGUGUCCCCCUCCUCCACCCCAUCCGCUUCACCUCCUCCUCCUCGACGCGUGCCCACUGCGCCGAUGCAGACCAACCCCAAUCCCCCGGUCAGCAACGCUCCAUCUCCCGCUCCGCCACCACCGAGCAUCGACAGGCCCAGCAUAAUGACCCGCUUCGGUCCCGGUCGCGGCCGCGGAAAGAAGAUCAAGAUAGUGUCCGCUGCCAGCAAGCGCCAGCCCCCUAGCUCGGCUUCUUCGGCGCCGCCACCAGCCGGGCCCGGCGCCGAUUCUUCUGAACCCGCGUCGACCACGACCACGACGACAGCGACAAAGACGACUACCUCCACGCCCGCGCCAGGAACCCCGGCUGUGGUGACGUCUGGCUUCACGCCCGUGAACUUGAAGCGCAGGCACGCGGCCGUGGAGCUGCAACUCAGUGACACGGAUGAGAGCGACGACGACGACGGCGUCAUCCCGGCCAGAGCUGCGCAGACGCCGCCGACGAGAGGCGUGGCUGGGAGAGGAAGGGGACGGGGACGGGGAAGAGGAAGGGGGAGGGGGAGGGGGAGGGGGAGGGCCGGAAAGGCGGUUUAUUGA